Platichthys flesus (European flounder) is the source of this 3346-nucleotide messenger RNA. It is a transcript of the gene ipo11, whose product is annotated as importin 11. Gene Ontology annotation, biological process: protein import into nucleus. NCBI's taxonomy places the organism in Eukaryota, Metazoa, Chordata, Actinopteri, Pleuronectiformes, Pleuronectidae. Gene Ontology annotation, molecular function: small GTPase binding. The record is from RefSeq and is a predicted model, not a curated record. Gene Ontology annotation, cellular component: cytosol; nuclear envelope. Bases 10 to 2937 code for a protein of 975 amino acids. The transcript has 29 exons.
UAUCUGGCUAUGGAUAUGGACAGUGCCAGUUCAGUGGUGCUGCAGGCGUUAACCCAAGCGACCAGUCAGGACACAUCUAUGCUGAAGCCUGCGGAGGAGCAGCUCCGACAAUGGGAGACCCAGCCAGGCUUCUACUCAGUCCUUCUGAACAUCUUCAAUAACCACAUGCUGGAUGUGAACGUUCGGUGGCUGGCUGUGCUCUACUUCAAAAAUGGCAUUGACAGAUACUGGAGGAGAGUAGCGCCUCAUGCAUUAUCAGAAGAAGAGAAGACGUCACUGCGUGCUGGUCUCAUCACAAACUUCAAUGAGCCUGUUAAUCAGAUAGCGACACAGAUCGCAGUACUGAUAGCCAAGGUGGCCCGUCUGGACUGCCCCAGGCAAUGGCCAGAGCUCAUUCCCAUUCUGCUGGAGUCCGUCAAGGGUCAGGACGGCUUGCAGCAGCACAGGGCGCUGCUCACAUUCUAUCACGUCACCAAAACACUUGCAUCCAAACGUCUGGCGCAGGACAGACGGCUUUUCCAGGAUCUGGCGUCGGGCAUCUACAGCUUCGCCUGCUCCCUGUGGAGCCAUCACACCGACUGCUUCCUCCAACAGAUCUAUGCCAGAGAUGAGGCUGCAGCACUCGGCUCGCUGGAGAGGACGCUGCUCUCUCUUAAAGUUCUUCGCAAGUUGACAGUCCACGGAUUUCAAGAGCCACAACAGAAUAUGGAAGUGAUGGGUUUUCUGAAUGCAGUGUUUGAAAGGCUAACACAGUUCCUGGAAUGCUGUCGACAAGUUGGUCCAGAUAGCACAUGCAGAGAAAAAUUGGAGAAGACGAUCAUAUUGUACACUAAAGUUUUGUUAGACUUCUUGGAGUAUCAUCCAUGCCCAUUCAUACCUCUCAUCCAGCGCUCCCUGGAAUUUGCCAUCAGCUACGUGUUCACACCGGCGGGGGAGGGUGUCACCUUUGAGCGCUUCAUCGUCCAGUGCAUGAACCUCAUCAAGUUGAUUGUAAAGAACGAUUCCUACAAACCUGCCAAGAACAUUGAAGAAAGUAAACCAGAGAGUCUGGAGGCUCACAAGAUCAAGACAGCAUUCUUCACACACCCCACACUGACAGAGAUUGGACGCCGGCUCGUCUCACACUACUUCCUUCUCACUGAGGAAGAGCUGGCAAUGUGGGAAGAAGACCCCGAGAGCUUUGCUGUUGAAGAAACAGGUGGUGACUCCUGGAAGUACAGUCUACGACCUUCUACAGAAGUAUUGUUCCUGGAUCUCUUUCACACCUACAGCCAGACGAUGACGCCGGUACUGCUGGAAAUGGUUCAGAAUCUCCAGGGCCCGACCAAUGCCGAGGACCCAGUCCAGCUGCUAAUGAAGGACGCAGUGUACAACGCAGUGGGCCUGGCAGCUUAUGACCUGUUUGACAAUGUGGACUUCGACCAGUGGUUCAAGAAUCAGCUUCUCGGGGAGCUGCAAGUCAACCAUCACAGGUACAAGUUGAUUCGUCGACGGGUCAUCUGGCUGAUAGGACAGUGGAUCUCUGUCAAGUUCAAAUCGGACCUUCGACCGUUACUAUAUGAGGUCAUCCUGAGCCUCAUGCAGGACCCUGAUUUGGUGGUGCGGAUUGAGACAGCUACAACCCUGAAGCUCACUGUUGAUGACUUUGAGUUCCGGACAGAACAAUUCCUCCCUUACCUGGAGUCGAUCUUUGGGCUGCUCUUCCAGCUGUUGCAGCAGGUGACGGAGUGCGACACUAAAAUGCAAGUGCUCCACGUCAUCUCCUGUGUCAUCGAGAGGGUAAACAUCCAGAUACGGCCAUAUGUCGGUUGCCUGGUUCAGUACCUGCCCCUCCUCUGGAAGCAAUCUGAAGAACACAACAUGCUUCGCUGUGCCAUACUCACUACACUCGUCCACCUGGUACAGGGCCUUGGGGCAGAGAGUAAGAACCUGUACCCUUUCCUUCUGCCUGUCAUCCAGCUGAGCACUGAUGUUUCCCAGCCACCUCAUGUGUAUUUGCUGGAGGACGGACUGGAGCUCUGGUUGGUGACUUUGGAGAACAGCCCAGCCGUCACGCCAGAACUGCUCAGAAUUUUCCAGAACAUGUCCGCUUUGUUUGAGUUGAGCUCCGAGAAUCUGCGCACCUGCUUUCAGAUCGUAAACGCCUACUUAUACUUGUCGGCCACAGACUUCCUGCAGAACUAUGCAGAAUCACUGUGUCGAUCCUUCUGUGAUCUGCUGAAAGACAUCACGAAUGAGGGACAGGUCCAAGUGCUCAAGGUGGUGGAGAUAGCUUUAAAGGUUAGCCCCAUACUGGGAGCCCACAUGUUCCAGCCCCUGCUGCCAGCUGUCUUCAGAGGAAUCGUGGCCGGCGAGAGAUAUCCCGUGGUGAUGUCCACCUACCUUGGCAUCAUGGGACGUGUCCUGCUCCAGAACUCCAGUUUCUUCUCCUCAUUGCUCACCCAAAUUGCCUCCGAGUGCAGCCAGGAGAUGGGCCAGUUGCUGGGCACCGUGAUAGAGAUGUGGGUCGACCGCAUGGACAACAUCACUCAGCCAGAAAGGAGGAAGCUGUCGUCGCUGGCUCUGCUUUCCCUUCUACCAUCUGACAACAGUGUGAUCCAGGACAAGUUCUGCGGCAUCAUCAACAUCUCCGUCGAGGCGCUGCAUGAUGUCAUGACAGAAGAUACCGAAACAAGCACCUACAAAGACUGCAUGUUGAUGAGUCAUUUCGAGGAGCCCAAGCUAAGUGAUGAUGAGGAGCCACCAACCGAACAGGACAAGAGGAAGAAGCUGUUGGCCCUGGAGGACCCGGUGCACAGCGUCUCUCUGCAGCAGUUUGUCUAUGAGAAGCUGAAGGCGCAGCAGGCCCUGAUGGGCGACCAGGGGUUCGGGGUCCUGAUGGAGACCGUGGACACAGAGCUGGUCCGGCAGCUCCAGGAGUUCCUGCAAGGCCUGUGAAUCAGUCGGUCACUUCACAAGCAUCUUUUGAUGCCACCCUCUCACCCCCUUCGGUUCUUUAAUGUACUGGAAAAAGGCUAACAAUCUGCCCGACGUGUGGACUCCUGCAAUCCAAACCUUCCCAACCUCUACCCAUUCUAUGCCUUAUCUAUAUUCAGACUUGCCCACUGUCCUCAGCCUACACACCUUGUCCCUUCUCUUUGUGGAUUCCUUUACAUCCUUUUUUUUAUUUAUUUUUUUAAUCAAGAUGGGGUUUCUGUGAGUGCUUAAAAAAGUAAAAGCACCCCCACAUUUUUUUAAAUCUCCCACAUGAAAACCUCACCACACUCGAGCUUCCACUCAUUUGUUAUAGUUUCUUUUUGUGGUUUAGACGUGGAGCGGGAAGAGAACCCGAGGGAAAGUAAAAGAG